AUGCAUUUGGUACUGUGGCUUUGCAUCGGUGCAUUGACUGUUUUGGCAGAUUUCAUGGGAGCCAUUGAUUCAAGCACUGGGAUUUUACUUGCCGUCACAAUCAUCUUCCAAUACUUUGAGUUCAUGUUGUUGAGAUUUAAUUUUGGAUCAAACCCAGCAGGUUCUUUUGGCGUAACUCUGCUUUGCUUGGGAUUUGGACAACCUAUCAAAGUUAAUUGGGUAUAUGUCACUGGACAAAGGGAGGACACAUCAAGUAUAGGACUUGAUACCCUUUUUGGAAAUAAUUUAUAUACUCAUAUGCUUUUCUACCUUCUUUCCUCAUGA
Messenger RNA from Lactuca saligna, 324 nucleotides. The record is from the annotation of a GenBank genome assembly. NCBI's taxonomy places the organism in Eukaryota, Viridiplantae, Streptophyta, Magnoliopsida, Asterales, Asteraceae.